AUGCUCGACAGCGUCGUCCACCACCUCAAGCACACGGCGGAAAAGCGCAAAGGCCAUGAGAGUGACAGCGAGGCCCACAGACUCUUCCGCUCCGUCCCCGGCCAUGAGCGCCACGGCGCCAAAAAGACUCAACACGACGUCGCUGGAAUCGUCGCGCCAGGCCAGACCGGCGUCAUCUAUGUCAGCGACAGGGCGAUGAAGAAUGGAUGGAGCGCGGGAGACCCUGAGUGGGCCAACUUCGGUCAAGGCGCUCCCGAAGGCAUGCUCAAACUCCUCAACUCGCUCGUCUCGCACAUCGACGGCUCUUCCCCCCGUCCCGACACGAUCAAGCUCUCCGACCUGUCCGCGACGUACGGCAGCGACGUCAACGAGUAUGCGCCAACGACUGGCAUGCGCGAGUUGCGCGAAGCCGUCGCUAAGUACUACAACGAGACCUACCGCAAGGGCAAGCAAAGCCAGUACACGGCCGACAACGUCUGCAUCGUUCCCGGCGGUCGAGCAGGCUUGACCCGCGUCGCUGCCGUCGUCGGCGACGUCUUUGUCUGCUACAGCGUCCCGGAGUACACCUCCUACGACCAGCUCCUCUCCUCAUUCAAGCGACUCGUCCCCAUCCCUACGACGCUCAAGGAAGAAGACGCGUACCACCUCAAUGUCGAUAACCUCGCUGAGAUGAUCCACAACAUGGGCAUCACCUGCGUCUUCCUCUCGAAUCCGCACAACCCGACUGGACAGGUCAUCUACGGCGACGAGCUGAAGCGGAUGGUCGAGAUGGCGCGGAAGGGGACGACGAUGAUCCUUGACGAGUUUUACGAAUCCUACGUCUACGACCUCGGCGAAGGCGCCAAGGUGUCGGCUGCUGAGUACAUCGAGGACGUCAACCAGGACAACGUCAUCCUCAUCAAUGGCAUGACAAAGGUUGUCGGACCCGAGUCGCUCAUCAAGGCUCUCGGGCAGAGCGGCGGUUUCCUCGACGGAGGAGCACCCCACCCUCUGCAAGCAGCCGCCAUCCCUCUCAUCGACCCAGCCCGCUUCGACGGCGACCGCAUCGCUCUCCAAACCCUCUUCCGCAACAAGCGCGACUACGUCCUCAAGCGCCUGCGCGACAUGGGCUUCGUGAUCAAGAACCCGCCGACGGCGACUUUCUACCUCUGGCUCGACUUGUCGUCGUUGCCGAAGCCGCUCAACUCGGGAUUGGUCUUCUUCGAGGAGGCGCUGAAGGAGAAGGUCAUCGUCGUGCCUGGCCAGUUCUUCGACCUCAACCCCUCACACCGCCGCAACCUCCUCGACUCACCAUGCGAGCACUUCGUCCGUCUCUCCUUCGGCCCUCCAAUGCCCGAAAUCGAGCGCGGAAUGGACAACCUCGAGCGACUCAUCAAGCGCGUUAGGAAACAUGUUGAGGAGGGAACGGAUCUCGAGACGGUUAUCGGCAAGGACCUCAAGAAGUGA
This is a messenger RNA of Rhodotorula toruloides NP11, 1446 nucleotides long. Its product is annotated as aminotransferase, classes I and II. Gene Ontology annotation, molecular function: pyridoxal phosphate binding. The transcript is spliced from 16 exons. Gene Ontology annotation, biological process: biosynthetic process. Lineage: Eukaryota; Fungi; Basidiomycota; Microbotryomycetes; Sporidiobolales; Sporidiobolaceae. The coding region runs from base 1 to 1446 and encodes 481 amino acids. The record is from RefSeq and is a predicted model, not a curated record.